This is a messenger RNA of Contarinia nasturtii (swede midge), 744 nucleotides long. RefSeq lists its product as uncharacterized. The record is from RefSeq and is a predicted model, not a curated record. The coding region runs from base 155 to 643 and encodes 162 amino acids. NCBI's taxonomy places the organism in Eukaryota, Metazoa, Arthropoda, Insecta, Diptera, Cecidomyiidae. The transcript is spliced from 3 exons.
UCGAUCUUUUGAUUAUAUUUCAGCAAUUUGUAAUUAGAACUAUUGUAUUCAUUGGUGCAUUCUACAUAGAUUUGAUUGUAUUCUUCAGGUGAGAACAUCGAAAUACAUACAUAGCCGUGGUGUAUUUCAUGAAGAUACUAAGCUUGAUAAUUUGAUGUUCCGUACACAUCAGUGCUUCAUCAUUGAUUUCGGUGAAGCUUCAUAUAUGGCCAAAGCCAGUCCCGCGGUAAAAAUGAAAGCGGCAAGAGAAGAUUGGACCAAAUUCCUCACUACAAUGUUCUCUAUGGUUUAUUCUAAGCUUAAUUGGCUUGGAUUCUCCGCACAGGAUAGAAUACGACUUUCAUCUGAUUUGAUCAAUAGACUUUUAGAAGAUGUCAAAAACGUUGAACAAUUCAGUGGAUUGAGAAGAGUUUUUAUUGAAUUUGCCAAACAUGCAUACGACGUAGAUCCACAGAAGGGAAAAUCAACGAUUCCAUUUUAUGAUCAAGUAUAUCGAAUAAUCGAAAAAGAAAUGGCGAACUACGCACCAGCUUUAUUUUCUUGGAUAUCGAAUAACAAAGAAAUAAGUUUAGCCAAACAGCAAUUGAAGAAAGCAAUUUCCAUUUACAAAAUAAAAGAUCCGUUUGCAAUAGUCAAAAAGUGAAUCUUUGAUAAAGCAGAAUUAUUGGCGCAACAGGCGAUAGAACCAGCAAAUUUGCAAUGACUCUUUUCAAACCAAAAACAAUAAAUUUCGUUGCCCAAGAA